Messenger RNA from Lathyrus oleraceus (garden pea), 834 nucleotides. RefSeq lists its product as uncharacterized. The record is from RefSeq and is a predicted model, not a curated record. Bases 1 to 834 code for a protein of 277 amino acids. Lineage: Eukaryota; Viridiplantae; Streptophyta; Magnoliopsida; Fabales; Fabaceae. The transcript has a single exon.
AUGUCUCUUGGCUAUUCACAAUCUCAAGCUGACUGUUCUUUGUAUGUUAAAUCCACCUCCACCAGUUUCACAACUUUACUAGUGUAUGUGGAUGACAUAGUUUUAGUUGGUAAUUCCCUUGAUGAAAUUCAUUAUGUUAAGCAUAUUUUGGAUCAACAGUUUAGCAUCAAAGAUUUAGGCAAGUUGAGAUACUUUUUAGGCUUUGAGAUUGCUAGGUCAACUAAAGGUAUUUUCAUGAAUCAAAGGAAAUAUACCCUCCAUUUGCUUGAAGACACAGGUUAUUUGGCAGCCAAACCAUCUUCUGUACCAUUUGACCCCAAUCUAAAGUUGUCUACUUCAGUUGGUCAACCUCUUGCUGAUCCCUCCUCUUACAGGAGACUUAUUGGUCGCUUAAUCUACCUUACAAAUAGCAGGCCUGAUAUAUCUUAUGUUAUACAUCAUUUGAGUCAGUAUGUUGUAAAGCCUCUUGCCCCUCAUUAUCAGGCUGCCACUAGAAUCCUAAGAUAUCUCAAGUCUGCACCUGCUAAGGGAAUCCUUUUUUCUGCUGCUAGUCCUCUAAAACUAUAUGGUUUUGCAGAUUCAGAUUGGGCCAGAUGCCCAGAGACUCGAAAAUCAAUUACAGGGUUUUAUGUUAUCCUUGGAUCCUCACUCAUUUGCUGGAAAUCUAAGAAACAAAACACUAUUUUUCGUUCUUCCACUAAAGCCGAAUACAAAGCUUUGGCCUCCUUAUCUUGUGAACUGCAAUGGCUUCAAUUUCUUUUUCGAGAUUUCCUCAUUGAGUUUCCUCAGGCUGCUUCUGUUUACUGUGACAUCAACCCAUUCAAUCUUUAUUGA